Molecule: messenger RNA, 7610 nt
Organism: Dioscorea cayenensis subsp. rotundata (Guinea yam)
Lineage: Eukaryota; Viridiplantae; Streptophyta; Magnoliopsida; Dioscoreales; Dioscoreaceae
Product: N-acetylglucosaminyl-phosphatidylinositol de-N-acetylase-like
Exons: 12
Coding region: 106-1149 (347 amino acids)
Biological process (GO): GPI anchor biosynthetic process
Cellular component (GO): endoplasmic reticulum
Molecular function (GO): N-acetylglucosaminylphosphatidylinositol deacetylase activity
Source: RefSeq, a predicted model, not a curated record
ACAAAGAAUUUCAAACAUUUUCAAGGGUGUCAACAGUAAAACGAGAUGCACUAGUUCUUCGAUCUUCGUCUUCGUCUUCUUCGAAUCUCAUCGGAAGAGUCUCUAAUGGCGAGGGCCAUGCGCCAAACCGGGGAUCGACCAGGGAGGAGGUCGCCACCCUACUCUCUAGUCCUGAUGGUGCUGCUCAUGCUCUCCGCCGCUCUUCUCGUGCUCCUCGCCGUCGGCGUCGUCUCUCUCCCCUUCAGGAAUGGUAUCGGGCGAGGAGAGAAUUGGUGGACGAGGAUGCUUUCUUGGAAGCCAAGGGGCUUUAUCUAUCAGAAUUCCUUGCACCACACUAUUUCAAUGUCCUGGUUGUCAAUUACCACAACUAUGGUGAUCACUCUGUGGGUAAUCUCACUACUCCGAGUCCUAUUGGCCUCCUCUCCAUGCAUUCCCUCAAGUCCUGCUUUCCUUUCUGCUGGAUCAAGUGCUACCAAGAAGAGAAGGAAUGCCUUGCUAGUAGUGGCCCAUCCUGACGAUGAGUCCAUGUUCUUUGCUCCCACAUUACUCUAUUUGGCUUCUGAAGGGCAUAAUGUUCAUGUUCUAUGCCUGUCUACAGGUAAUGCUGAUGGCAAGGGGAAUAUUCGGAAGGAGGAGUUUUACAGGGCAUGUGCUAUCCUCAAGGUUCCCCUCCAACAAGUUCAAAUUCUGGACCAUCCAAAGUUGCACGAUGGCUUUGAUAAACCAUGGGACAUUCAAUUAUUGGCAAAAAUUGUGAAGGAGGAAAUCAGAAUGCGAGCUAUUGACCUGGUGAUAACAUUUGACAACUAUGGAGUUUCUGGUCAUCCAAAUCACCGAGAUGUUCAUCGUGGCAUAUGUGUGUUCCUCUGUGACAAUUCAGGAAGCAAUGUUGAAGCAUGGGAACUGGCAAGCACAAGUAUUUUUCGCAAGUAUACUGGACCUGUAGACAUCUGGCUAUCAAUUUUUUUCUCACACUCUUACCCAGGCAGCCGGAUCUAUUGCUUGCUAAAUAAGUGUCCAAGCAGAAGCUAUCUUGCAAUGGCGGAACAUAGCAGCCAAUGGGUGUGUGAGCUUUUCGUUGGCAGGAUGAACUCUAUUACAAAAUUCGAUGUGGAAAGGUUCGAUGGAACUGGGAAUUUUGGAUUGUGAUAGCAGAGGAUAAAGGAUUUGCUAGCACGGCGGGGGAUGUUGAGAGCAUUGGAAGAGACGAAACCUCAAGGUUUGGAAGUCCAUGUUUAAGUGGAUUUACAAACAAGAGCAGUGUCACUUAUUUGGUUGUGUUUGGCGGAUGACGUUAUGUAUCACGUCAUGGAUCUCUAGUCUUCGAUGGAGGUCUAGAGGAAACUGGAUAGUUGAUAUAUAAGUCUUUAACAAAUAAGGUAUAUCUGAAGCAAAAGUUGUACGGCCUGAAAAUGCAGGAUGGUGCAAAUCUGGUACGACAUAUCAAUUUCUUCAAUCACGCAGUGCUGAUAAUGGAGAUUGGGAUUGAAGAUGAAGACAAAGCUAUGAUUUUGUUGUGUUCUAGUGACUACACUCACAUGAGAUACAACCAAAGUAAAUAAGAUCGCUACUCCGUUGUUGGCCCACAAUUAGCAGAAGCAGAUGGUGAAGGUUCUUCGACUGAAGCGCUGUAUGUGAAAGGAAUUAGGAAAGUGGGAGAAGGCAUGGAAAGAUGGUUUUAGCAAAAUCAAUUCUAGAGUUAGAAAAUCUAUGCAAUGUUAUAAGUGUCAACAGAUGGGGUACAUUAGAAUGGAUUGUUCAAAUAAGAAGCUGCAGAUUAUUGAAAGGAACGGCGAUUUAUCAAAGUUUGCUAAUGUUGUCCAUAAUGAUGAUUUAGACUAUAGAGAUGGGGAUUGGCUUUCAGUUUCAUCACGUCAAACGUCAUAUUCAUGGAUUUUGGAUACAAUAUAUUCGUUUCACAUGACAUCUAACAAGGACUAGUUUUAUUUAUACUAUUGAGUGAUUUUGGUUUUGUCUACAUGGACAAUGAUAAAGCGUGUGCUAUUGCUGGAAAGGGGGCAAAUCAAGAUUCGAAUGCAUAAUGGUAUUGUUUGAAUUUUGUUUGAUGUUAGAAAUGUUCAAGAAUUAAAGAAUCUGAUUUCUCUGGGUACUUUGCAUUCAAACGGUUUUAGCUAUAAAACCGAAAAUGAUUGUAUUAGAAUAAGGAUGGUUUCAUAAGUAUUGAAAGGGGAAAGGAGUGCAGGAAAUAUCUACAUGUUGCUAGGAAAUACAGCUAUAGGUGGAGUUGUAGUUGUAGAAUUGAAUCAAGGUUGUCACUACAAAGAAAUUCAAGCAUUGUUUGGACUUGAUCAAUGUCUCUAAAUGUUAAGGAGUCAUGGUACACAACUUGUCUAAAUGAUGAGGACCUCCCUGGUUUAUCUUUAUGGGGAUUUGUAUCUGGUUAGGAUUAGAUUUUUAGUAACCCUGUAAAUUGUAUCUGUAUAUGUUUACGAUCCACAUAGGGUUAGGAUCCGGAUAGGAUUUGUAUUCGAAUAGACAUAGGUCUUUUGAGAUUUUGAGAGAUCACAAAUAAGAAAAAUACAGCCGCUCCACUCUCGACGACGUAGGCACAUUGCUGAACCUCGUAAAUCUUGUGUGUUUGCGUUGUCUUUUUGCUCUCUUGAUUUUCCUUGCGGGCUCUUUAUUUUUGUAACACUAUUUAUAGCUCCUAUCAUUGUGGUAUUAGAGACCAAGAUCCAAAAUGGUUUCAUUCGCCCAUUUUUUUCCAUUAAUGCAUCGUCACAACCACCACCACUCUCCUUACUCAUCUAACCAACCCUUCUAGCGAGGCAAUUCUCUAACAAUCAUCCCUUCUCACAUCUCGUUUGGAAGCCAUGGAUGCCACCAUGAAGGCCCUAACCAGUGGCACUUAAAUUGAUGUUGAACAAGCGUUUGCCAAGGGAAAGGUUGCCGAACACAACAGAGGUCCUCGAGAUAAUGGCAAAUCAUCUCGGGAAGAAGAAUCUGAAGAUGAGGUGGACUCACGUUGGUGGUUAAAAAACCUUUCCCGUCGGCCAUAUACCAAGAUAGAAUUCUCACGAUUUGAAGGAGAUCCAUGUGGCUGGAUUUUAAAGGUGGAAAUUUUUUUUAAGCAUAAUCAAACUCAUGAUGACAUGAUGGUGGAUAUCUCCGCUAUGUAUUUAGAAGGUGAUGCACUUGAUCUCUUUGCAUGGAUCAAUAGUGAAUGCACUCUAUUGUAUUGGAAGGAAUUUGGUGAAGCCCUUCAAGAGAAUUACAGUCCAACUGAGUUCCAGAACCGAGAUGAACAUCUUUGCAGUAUCCAUCAACUAGGCACGGUGUAACAGUAUUGUCAAGAGUUCAUCAAACGGUUUGCCUAUGUGAAAAAUGGCUUGAGUCGGGGUGUUUCUUAAUGGGUUAAAGAGGAACUUAAGGCGGAUGUAGAGAUUUACAUACCCAAAUAUAUGUAUAAGCCAUGAGCAUUGCCUUGGAAUUCGAGCACAAAGUGGGCUUCAAUUGUGGGCCUAAAGGAUCCCAAUGGCUUCAUUCGUUAAGAUCCAACUCGGCUCCUAAUUUCUUACAUGAAGUUUCUCCGAAUCCAAUAAAAAAUCAACCCACAUUACGGACCACAAAUUCUACACAAACACUUCCUCGCCAUUUUUCCAACUGGUGCAGGGGAUGUUGAGAGGCAAAAUUGCAUUACAAAAAGCCUUUGUUUCAGGUACAAUAAGAAGUUUGCACCGGGUUAUCAUUGCAAGACGGCGUCACUCACACUCCUAGAACUUGCCAACGGUAAUGAACCAGUUGAAGACGUACGAAGCGACAAUGGCAACAUGGAACCAAUUACCCCUGGCCUGGUCGAGAUCUCUUUCCAUGCUAUUUUGGGUAAGAGUUCUGGCUCCAUGAUGAAGCUUCAAGGGCUCUGAGAGGACGCUUGGUUUUGAUUUUGGUUAAUAGUGGAUCAAUCCACAACUUUGCCUGAAAAGAUUGUGGAGGAAACGCAACUACCCGUUCAACUUGUUUUCUCGUUCAGUGUCCAAAUCGACAAUGGUGAAAUCAUUUGAUGCAACUGCCUUUGCCAAAACCUUGUUCAAUUGCAAGGCCUUACCGUCACUCAAAAUUAUAACCCUUUUUUUUUAUGUCUGGAGUAGAUUUGGGUGGUUGGAAUUAAGUGGCUUACUUUGUUAUAUACUCUGUAAGCAAACUGGAAUUAGAUGUUCUUAAUUUUCAAUAUUAAUGGGAAGUGAUAUAAGCUCUAACGAGUGCCACAGAAGUCAAAAGCGGAGGCAACCUUCUAGUAUCUUUUUAAAAAGGUUGAAUUUCUAGGUACUCUUUGUCCUGUUGAAAUUCACAGACUACUUCAAUGUUUUGCAACAAUUUUUGCAGAACCAGGCAUCCUGCCACUUAUCACCAACACACUCAUUUCAUUCCUUUACUUUCCAAUUCAAAACCACCGAAAUCUGAAAUUGAGAAGCAAGUGUCUGAAAUUACGUAAAUCAGGUUUUAUAAAGCCAAGCAUUAGUCCUUUUGCCAAUCUUGUUUUCCUCAUUAAAAAGAAAGACAACACCUGGUGUAUGUGCAUCGAUUAUAGAAGCCUAAACCAAAUCGCCGUUCUAGACAAAUGCCCUAUUGCAAUCAAUAGGCUUUUUGAUGAAUCACAAUUCCAAAAUUGAUUUAUGUUUCGUUUAUCACCAAAUACGUGUUUGCAGACAUCUACAAAACUUCUUUCUGCACUCACUUAGUGCAUUAUAAAUUCACUGUAAUACCCUUAGGCCUCACUAAUGCCCUAUCCACCUUCCAAUCAACGAUGAAUGACCUAUUCUGACCAUACUUAAGGAAAUUUAUCCUUGUAUUCUUUGAUAAUAUCUUGGCAUAUAGUCUAUCUUUCGAGCAAUAAUCAUUUGCAGCUUACUCUUCAGCUUCUCCAAAAUCAUCAUUACUAUGCUAUGGCGCCUAAAUGUUCAUUUGGCCAGACCAAAAUCGCUUUUGGGACAUGUGAUUUCAGCAGAAGGUCUUGGUGUUGAUCAAGAUAGGAUUUCGACAGUUUUGGGGUGGCUAGUACUGACUAAUGUUAAGGGGCUAUGAGGUUUUUAAGGAUUAACAAGCUAUUACCGCAAGUUUGUUAGGAGUUAUGGAAUGACGGCUCGACCACUUACUGAUCUUACAAAGAACACUUUUCACUAGUCUCCUAUGGCAAAGAAGGCCUUUUAACAGUUCAAGCAAGCUUUAACCACAAUAUUGGUCCUUCAAUUACCUGAUUUCACUUAACCAUUCACAGUAGAGUGUGACUAGUCCUCAGAAAGAAUUGGAGCUAUCCUUCUGCAAGCUGAGCAUCCAAUCACUUAUUUCAACAAAGGGUUUUCUUUUUUCAACCGAUUUAAAUCUAUUUAUGGUAAGGAAUCACUUGUUCUCGUUUUAGCUUUGUAAAAGUGGAAACACUUUCUUUUGGGUUACCAUUUCUUGGUCCGAAUAGAUCAUUGUAGUCUUAAAAAUCUCCUUAGCCAUCUAAUUACCACCAAUGAAAAGACAAUUUGGGUGUUGAUUUGCUUUUGAGACGUCUGUAGCAUCUUGAAUUUUGGCUCUUGCUCUUCCUGUCCUAUCAGAUUUUUCCAAUUGGAGUGAAACUCUCCAAUCAUUUUCUUUUACUCGUGAAAUUAUGGAGGUUGUCUGGCAAAUUCCUUCUUAACCAGAUUUUCAGAUUGCAGUUCCCAAGCUGUAUUUUAAAGAAAGGUUAGUUAUUCCAGUUGAGUCUUCUCUUUGCCAAGGGCUUCUCUCAAAAUCUCAUGACACCUAUUAUAGGGCAUGGGGGAUAUUUGAAGACCUUGAAGCGUUUUUCCUCCAUUUUUUUUUUGGCCACGAAUUAAGCCAAAUGUCAAAACAUUGCUUGGUUUGUCAACAAGCUAAAUAUUAAGCUUUAGUACUUGCUGGUCUUUUACAACCAUUACCUGUACCAGAAAGAAUAUGGAAGGAUGUGUCGUUGGAUUUCAUUGCAGGACUUCCUAAGUCUGGAGGCUAUGAUACUAUUUCGGUGGUUGUGGACCACCUUAGCAAAUAUUCUCAUUUUAUCUCACUUUCUCACCUUUAUAUUGCCAAGUCAAUUGCUAAUAUUUUUUGCAAAUAAAUUGUCUAUCUGCAUGGCAGAAGCUUUUUAGACUCAACAAUUUCAAACUAAGGAUGAGCACUUCAUGUCAUUCACAGUCUGAUGGGUAAAUGGAGGUUGUCAAUAGGUGCUUGGAAACUUAUUUGAGGUGUUUUGCUCAAGAGCAACCACGUUCUUAGAGUCAAUUUUUACCAUGGGUAGAAUUUUCCUUUAAUACGGGAGUCCACACUUAAUCGGUACAAUUCCAUUUAAGUUGGUUCUUGGAGGUGACCCUAUUACCGUUUCUCCUUUUGUUCUGGGUGAAACACCCAUUAUUGAGCUUGAGGAACAACUUUUAGCACGUGACGCCAUGCUUAAGAUCCACAAGGAGACUUUUUUGAAAGCUCAAACUCGUGUGAAGCGGCAAGCUGAUGCUUAUUAGAGAAAUCUUACUUUUCAGGCUAGGGUUACUUGUUUCUGCGUUUGCAACCCUUAUCGGUAACGCUGUUUAGCUCAUCGCAGGUACGAAAAGUUAUCCCCUCGUUUCUUGGACCAUGCAAGAUUGUUCAGCGCGUUGGACCUAUGUAAUUAGAGCUUCCUGAAUCUUUUAAAGUCCAUCCAAUAUUCCUUGUCUUUUUGCUUCAACUAGCUCAUGGACAACAAGCUGCAACUCCUUCCACGCCAUUUCCAAUCAACAAUGAUUAUGAUCUUACCUUAUCUCCAGAAAAGAUUAUGUCUCAUCGAUGGGUUUGACAAGCCGGUGCCUAUUCUUUGGAAUUACUUGUUCAAUGGGUUGGCUCAGCUCGAAAUAGUAAACUAGGAGAGUUAUGAUCUUAUGGCCAAACAAUUUUCUUCUUUUCGCCUUGAGGACAAGGCAACCUUUCAGGUGGAUCUAUGAAGCACAGACACAUCAUUUUCCCUGGUGUACCGGUGUCAUGCCGGCAUCGGACACGGAUACGUCAUCGACACGGCCGGAUAUGGUGUCAGACGCCCUUUAACAUGGUAAAAUACUGUUAAAUGGAAUGGAGAACUCUUGACAUUGCCCGCACACUACUGAACUAGGAUUUUGUUGGAAAACUCUUGACAUCCUUCGCAGAGCUUCACCUCCCAGCGGACAAAGGUGGAGAAUGCCCGAAGUAUCUGAUUCCUGACCUCCCCCUUGCCGUCAAAGCUCGUAUUGCCUUCAUCACCAUCUCCUUAGUUGGAAAAGCAGAGAAAGAUAGGGGCGUUGUCUUUCCGGUGUGAGACUUGUGGAAGGACAAAAAAUGAAGAGGGGGGGUGAUGAGAUUUGGAGAGAAAGAAGUUGCAAAUGAUGGAGGUUGCACUGAGGAUUGGAAGGAGGCGGCUGCAGGUGAGGCUUGAUUUUAGAUUUAGGGUUUGGAAGGAGGGAGCUGCUUAGAUUUAGGGUUUUAAGUUUUUCAUCUUGAUAAAUCUGAACCAUUGAUUGCUAUCCUAUAAAUUAGAUGGAUAAAGCCAGGUCAUUGAGUUUUCAAAUUUAUAGUGCAUGUAUUUUUUGUUUUAAUAGGUCUGUAUCAUGAGCCAUGGCAUCUUAACACGUGUCAAAUAUAUCUUU